Molecule: messenger RNA, 351 nt
Organism: Cordyceps fumosorosea ARSEF 2679
Lineage: Eukaryota; Fungi; Ascomycota; Sordariomycetes; Hypocreales; Cordycipitaceae
Product: ATPase, AAA-type, core
Exons: 1
Coding region: 1-351 (116 amino acids)
Source: RefSeq, a predicted model, not a curated record
AUGGUAGGUUCCGCGUCUUUGGGUGCUUUCAACGGUCCUGAACCCGUCAAAGCGGGAGCAGCGCAGAGCUACCUGGCCUUGUCCAACAAGGCAGCAAAUCCUCUGGCCACUAAAGUAUCUGCUCUCUUAUCUACAUCAUACUCUGAUGCAGAUUUCCGCAGUGCGGUAGCUCUAAUAGAUCAUCGUGGCAUCAGAAACGAUGGGAAAACUCGGCGGAGACUUCGGCUAGAACUGCAAAAGGAAGUCAUUGAGAACAAUGGCAAGGUACUAGACGACUUCAGUUCCGUUUCAGAUGUGAGUCGAGUAGAUGCAUCUAAUCUUCCUUCCCCAGCUAACCGGAAUAGCAAUUGA